AUGGCCCUCAGUAACGGAGCUAUCAUCGUCAUCGUCAUUGUCUGCUGCGGCGGCUUCGUCUGCUGUCUGGCAGCAAUGGGCAUGUUCUACCGCCGACGAGAUCAUAGCGAACCAACAUUUAUCAACCAUGGCUGGCGACCAACCAACGAUCAGAACGACUACAUGCGAGAAAUUAGAACGAAGAACCAGAAGGGCAUGUUCCAUGUCGCAAGAUAUCAUGAGAGAGCUUCAAGCUCGCAAGCCUCAAGAUCUACCUUCAGCAGCCCUAGCAGAAGCGAAGCUAUCAGUCCUGUUUGA
Messenger RNA from Aureobasidium melanogenum CBS 110374, 297 nucleotides. RefSeq lists its product as uncharacterized. NCBI's taxonomy places the organism in Eukaryota, Fungi, Ascomycota, Dothideomycetes, Dothideales, Saccotheciaceae. The record is from RefSeq and is a predicted model, not a curated record. Bases 1 to 297 code for a protein of 98 amino acids. The transcript has a single exon.